Lagopus muta (rock ptarmigan) is the source of this 1508-nucleotide messenger RNA. RefSeq names its product tRNA nucleotidyl transferase 1 (gene TRNT1). NCBI's taxonomy places the organism in Eukaryota, Metazoa, Chordata, Aves, Galliformes, Phasianidae. The transcript has 9 exons. Bases 97 to 1392 code for a protein of 431 amino acids. Gene Ontology annotation, biological process: RNA processing. The record is from RefSeq and is a predicted model, not a curated record. Gene Ontology annotation, molecular function: RNA binding; nucleotidyltransferase activity.
GGCGUGGCCGGGUCGCGCCGCUGAUCUCAUCGCGCUGCGCCGCGCCGGGGCCGCACGGAGCCGCUCCCCAGGCCUAGCGAGGCCGGCAGCCCGCGGAUGUGGGCUGAGGUGUUGCUUCUGCCCUGCAGGGCUCGGCUGCUUCCGCCUCUCCGGCUGCGGCACCGAGCGGCGCGCGCCAUGAGGCUGCAAAGCCCGCAGUUCCAGGCGCUCUUCACACCGGGGCUGCGCAGUGUGGCAGAAUUGUUUGAGAAGAAGAACUACGAGCUGAGAAUCGCGGGAGGGGCCGUGAGGGAUUUGCUGAGCGGAAUGACGCCUCAAGAUGUGGAUUUCGCCACUACGGCUACACCCGAAGAGAUGAAGGAGAUGUUCACGUCUGCUGGGGUUCGGCUGAUCAAUAACAAAGGAGAAAAACACGGAACCAUCACGGCCAGGCUCCAUGAACAGAAUUUUGAAAUUACUACUCUCAGAAUAGAUAUUGUCACCGAUGGACGCCAUGCAGAGGUGGAAUUCACCACUGACUGGGAAAAGGAUGCUGAAAGGAGGGAUCUGACCAUCAAUUCCAUGUUUUUAGGCUUGGAUGGGAUGCUGUAUGAUUUCUUUAAUGGAUAUGAAGACUUAAAGAACAAGAAAAUAAGAUUUGUGGGAAAGGCAAGUGCAAGAAUACAAGAAGAUUAUUUACGAAUCCUAAGAUAUUUCAGGUUUUAUGGGAGGAUUGCAGAAAAACCUGGCGAUCACGAAUCGAGCACCCUGCAAGCAAUUAAAGAAAAUGCCAAAGGUUUGGCUGGGAUAUCAGGAGAAAGGAUUUGGGUGGAACUGAAAAAAAUUCUAAUUGGAAACCACGUAAAUCAUUUGGUUCGACUUCUGUAUGAGCUGGACGUCGCUCAAUACAUAGGUUUACCAGGUAAUGGAAAUCUGGAGGAACUUGACAGAGUCAGUAAAAAUACUGAAAAUUUGUGUCCAAAACCCAUGACUGUUCUGACGUCAUUGUUCAAGGUGAAGGAUGAUGUAACAAACCUUGAUUUGAGGCUGAAAAUCUCAAAAGAGGAGAAGAACCUUGGCUUCUUUCUGCUGAAACACCGUGAGGAGUUAACUAAAGCGACGGGGCCAGAACCACUGAAACCAUAUCAAGACUUCAUAAUGGAUUCUAGGGAAGCAAAUACGAUUUCCAAAAUAUUAGAACUGCUGAAGUACCAGGGAGAAGAGCAGCUUUUAAAAGAAAUGCAGCAGUGGACUGUUCCUACCUUUCCUGUUAGUGGCCAUGAUCUGCGGAAAAUGGGCAUAACUUGUGGGAAAGAAAUUGGCUCAGCACUGCAGCAGUUACGGGAGGAAUGGAAGAAGAGUGGGUACUGCAUGGAUAAAGAAGAGUUGUUAAGUUGUAUGAAGAAAGUGUAAAAGGCUGAUAGCAGCAAACAUUUCCUGAAAUGAAAGUUCAGAGGAAGUAGAAAGUUCAGAGUCAAGUCUGUCCAAAUGAACUCAUUUCCUGGCGUCUCGUGCCACCUUCUCUCCAC